GCAUUGAAAUUAUUAUUUUUUUACCCCAAACAAAACGAAAGCGAAAUUCCGGCGAAAAACAUGAGCGAGAAAACCACCGGAGCAAAGUCCAGCAGCGGCCGGGGCCAUCCCAGGUCGAAGGCCGUCUCAAGAUCCUCAAAAGCGGGCCUCCAGUUUCCCGUGGGUCGUGUCGCCCGUUUCCUGAAAAAGGGUCGCUACUCCGAGCGCGUCGGGUCGGGCUCGCCGGUCUACCUCUCCGCCGUCCUCGAGUAUCUCGCUGCCGAGGUGCUUGAGCUUGCCGGAAAUGCAGCCAGAGACAAUAAGAAGACCAGAAUCGUGCCAAGGCACAUACAGCUGGCGGUGAGGAACGACGAGGAGCUGGGAAAGCUGUUGGGGUCUGUGACGAUCGCGAGCGGUGGAGUUCUGCCCAAAAUCCAUCAGGUUCUGCUGCCGAAGAAGACUGGCGCCGGCAAGGAUAAAGGGGAUGUUGGGUCUGCUUCGCAAGAGAAAACACAAUCUUGUCUUUAUUUUUACAAAAUUCAAAAUUCCCUUUCCCUGUCAGUCAAAAAUUUUUAGAUCCCUGCGAAAAAAAUGAGCUCCGCAUCCACCAAAGGCGGCCGUGGCAAGCCCAAAUCGGCAAAAUCCGUUUCCCGUUCGUCGAAGGCUGGCCUCCAGUUUCCCGUCGGCAGGAUCGCGCGUUUCCUCAAGACCGGUAAAUACGCCGAGCGCGUCGGAGCUGGUGCGCCGGUCUACCUCUCCGCCGUUCUUGAAUACCUUGCCGCUGAGGUUUUGGAGCUUGCCGGUAAUGCUGCGAGGGAUAAUAAGAAGAAUAGGAUUGUGCCAAGGCACAUUCAGUUGGCGGUGAGGAAUGAUGAGGAGCUGAGCAAGCUUUUGGGGCAUGUGACUAUUGCCAACGGUGGUGUUUUGCCCAACAUUCACCAGACUCUUUUGCCGAAGAAAGCCGGAGGGAAGGACAAGGAGAUUGGGUCGGCCUCGCAGGAGUUUUAGGGUUCUUCUUGGCCAUUGUUUAGAUGGCUUGGUUAGUUGGUAUGGUUUUGUAUAGGGUGUGAUCUUUCCUUUUUUUCGUAAUGCUGGUUUAUGUGAAACUCUGAUUUUGAGAUCCGAAAUAUUUAAUUUGGUUAUGGAUUUAACUUGUUCUGGUUAUAAUUUUUGUUAUGGUGAUGGUUUAGUAUCUUCUCUGGUAUAAUUUUCACUUGAAAGUUACUUUUUUGGUAAAGUUAGUUUUUUUCUUGAUCAGGAUUAUAUGAACGUGGUUUCAUGUGAGAUGUUAAUAUCUUGUGGUAUUCUCCUGCUUUUAGCACAUUAUUUUGGUGUCAUUUUGGCUUCUUCCUCAUUUCCUUAGUUUUGUUCAUUGUUCUUUGUCCAUAGUGAGUUGUGUGAUCAACUUUGAAACAUAUUUUGUUGCCCUAUAAGUUUUAGUAGCAUUGACUUGUAACAAAUUGUUUCUAAAUUAUGAUCUGUAAUAUUUUGUUAAAGAGACUCUCCUUCGGAGAAGGGCAAUUUUUCCUUGGUAGAUAAGAGUGAAUGUUAUAACUAAAUUGUAGUAGACAUUCCUCAAUUUUGUGCAAGAAAUAAUAUUGUAAGUUUAUUUUACGGUAAAGCAGUAUUUUUCUUGAUCUAGAUAUUAUUUUCUUAUUCUUAGCUCAUGAAAUUGGUUUCAUUCUGGGUUUGCUCCUCAGAUCCUUGGUUUUGUUAAUUUGUACAUAGUGAGGGGUAUCAUCAAACUUUGCAUCAUAUUUUCAAGUGAGCUGAUGAACACUUGAAGUACAUUUCACAGAUUUGUUUUGUUUUGUUUUGUUUUUCCUUGUGGUUUUAGCUGCCUUUGUUGGUAUCAGUUUAAUACUAAAUUAAGAAGUGUUAUUCGUUGCAGGAGAAUUUCUGCAGAGGAACUCAAGUUGAUGAAUGAAUGAAUAUUCUAUGUAAAUUGCUCUGUUUUGAAUUAGGCAUUGACAAAGAAUGUAAUGACACCAUGCCAGCUCCUAUAAUUUUCAUAUGAUGAUGUCACGUCUUGUUCAAGGAGAAAACCUACAUUAUGUAAGGUUUUAAAUUGAAGAUGAGGCUAGACUAAUGAAACAACAGACUGCAGAUUGUCCGUUUGAUUUCUUUGGCUGUGGUUUACUAUCAAAGAACUCGAUAGUAACUAGUUUUUUUUCGAUGAAUUGUGUUUUCAGUAACUGAACCAAUUUCAUCUGUUAUUACAUUAUACAUUAUUACAGAUCUCAUUUCUCCAGAGUCUCCUACACCAAGCCAAUCUUCUUGUGUUUUUACAUCUUGAUCUUGGGAACUUGCUCAAAUGGUAGAGCGCUUGCUUUUGCAUGCGAGAGGCACAGAUUCGAUCCCCCGCAUCUCCAUUUUUUGUCUGAAUUGUACUGAACAACGAAAGCAAAUGUAGAAGAUUUUUUUCUCUAAAAAGUAGAAGAUUUGGUAAUAGAGUUUGUAUUUCCAUCUCAUCCAAUCUCAGCAUUAAAAUUCAACCUCAUUUUUCCUCCCACGAAAGUUUGUUCAGCGACUUCUCUUUGUCCUGGGGCUUAAAGGAUUGUAUUUUCUUGUUAAUUGUUUGGAAAUUCAAUUAUUCUUCUCAUUAUUUUUUUCGUAACUGAUGUAUAGUAAAUUUCAAUUUAGG
Molecule: messenger RNA, 2623 nt
Organism: Striga asiatica
Lineage: Eukaryota; Viridiplantae; Streptophyta; Magnoliopsida; Lamiales; Orobanchaceae
Source: the annotation of a GenBank genome assembly